Messenger RNA from Telopea speciosissima, 1639 nucleotides. Its product is annotated as polygalacturonase-like. Lineage: Eukaryota; Viridiplantae; Streptophyta; Magnoliopsida; Proteales; Proteaceae. Gene Ontology annotation, molecular function: polygalacturonase activity. Bases 256 to 1632 code for a protein of 458 amino acids. The transcript has 9 exons. Gene Ontology annotation, biological process: fruit dehiscence; pectin catabolic process; anther dehiscence. The record is from RefSeq and is a predicted model, not a curated record.
CUCAAUCUCUUGUAUCUCAAUCCAUACCUCGGAAACUUAACAUGGAGAAACAAGACCCAAGGCGCCAUAGAUUGAGUAAAAAUCUCUCUCUCUCUCUCUCUUUCAGACAUAACUACUAAGCAAUCUUCCCUUUCUAUAAAUAUAUAACCUCAUCAAUGACAUAAUUUCAUCACCAUCCCUCCAACACUCUUUAAGCAAUCUUUCAUAUCUAUUGGAUUGUUUGUUUUUUUCUAUCUCUUACAAGUUAAGACUACAAUGGGUCUACAAAAACAACUACUUUCACUCCUUAUGCUGUUCUUAUGUUCUUACUCUUGUUAUAGCAUUUUGCAAGAGGAUCAACUCUCUACUUAUCUUGAUGAAUCCUCUGUUUAUGACACCCGAACUUAUCCUAAUUACUUUCGCACAAUUGACGAUAGAGAGAACGAAUUCGAGCCCGUUUUGAGGAAUUUCAUCAACUAUAAAACAGAAAUUUCUACAUUGGAGCAAUUUGAUCAAGUGGGUAAUCUUGCAACUUCAAUUAAAGUUGUUAAUGUAGAUGAUUAUGGAGCUAAAGGUGAUGGAAGAGAUGAUACAGAGGCAUUUAAGAAUGCUUGGAGGGCAGCUUGUUCAUCUUCAUUUGAUGUUCUUCUUGUGCCUCAAAACAAGAAUUAUCUUCUUAAGCAGAUUACAUUCUCUGGUCCUUGCAAAUCUGAUCUUAAAAUGGUGAUUUAUGGAAAAAUUGAAGCUUCAAAUGAUCUAGCAGACUACGAAAAUGAUCGUCGACACUGGCUGAUAUUCAAAAAUAUUGAAAAUUUUUUAGUUGAGGGUGGUGGAACCAUCAAUGGCAAUGGAAAUAUAUGGUGGAAAAAUUCCUGCAAAAUUAACAAAAAACUUCCUUGCAGGCCUGCUCCCACGGCCAUAACCUUUUAUGAAUGCAAGAACUUGCAAGUGAGAAACCUAAAUAUCAAAGACUCCCAACAAAUGCAUGUUGCGUUUCAGAAUUGUGUGAAUGUCCAAGUUAUCAAUCUCAUCAUAACUGCACCAGGAAAAAGCCCUAACACAGAUGGAAUUCAUGUUACUGAGACGCAAAACAUUCUGAUCAAAAGCUGUGUCAUCAAAACAGGUGAUGAUUGCAUCUCAAUUGUAAGUGGGUCAUCAAAGGUUCAAGCUAAUGACAUAACCUGUGGACCAGGUCAUGGGAUUAGCAUUGGAAGUUUGGGAGGAGGAAAUCAAGAAGCCCAUGUAUCAGAUGUGGUAGUAGAUAGAGCAAAAUUUUAUGGAACCACAAAUGGAGUCAGGAUCAAGACUUGGCAGGGAGGAUCUGGGAGUGCAAAGAAAUUCAAAUUUCACAAUGUCUUUAUGUACAAUGUCACAAAUCCUAUAAUCAUAGAUCAGAACUAUUGUGACCAAGAUGAGCCCUGCAAGGAACAAAGCUCAGCAGUGCAAGUAGAGAAAGUGAUGUACAAGAACAUCAAAGGGACAAGUGCUUCAGAGGUGGCUGUGCAAUUUGAUUGCAGCAAGACCUUUCCAUGUCUUGGGAUUUUGUUGGAAGAUAUUAAUAUAGUGAGAGAAGGAGGAGGAGGAACACCUACUGCCUCAUGUGACAAUGUGAAAUGGACUCAAAAAGGGAAGGUUUCCCCACUUUGCCCUUGAGAGGAAG